Ruditapes philippinarum (Manila clam) is the source of this 7756-nucleotide messenger RNA. Its product is annotated as hypoxia-inducible factor 1-alpha-like. Gene Ontology annotation, cellular component: nucleus; cytoplasm; transcription regulator complex. Gene Ontology annotation, molecular function: RNA polymerase II transcription regulatory region sequence-specific DNA binding; protein dimerization activity; DNA-binding transcription factor activity, RNA polymerase II-specific. The record is from RefSeq and is a predicted model, not a curated record. Lineage: Eukaryota; Metazoa; Mollusca; Bivalvia; Venerida; Veneridae. Gene Ontology annotation, biological process: cellular response to hypoxia; regulation of transcription by RNA polymerase II.
UAUUUUAUCAAAAACAUGAAUCAAACUCUUUCGUAACCCGGAAGUAGUUUCUAGCUAUUAAAGUUGACGAAAUCUGAAAAACUCACGUCCAAUUAAAAUAAUAUCACUGGAAAUAUAAUCUUAAUUAACAUGGCAGUUAGUCAUAAACGCAGGAAUUCUGAAAAACGGAAGGAGAAAUCACGGGAUGCGGCUAGAAGUCGUCGAGGGAAAGAGGCGGAGAUAUUUUCGGAGUUGGCAGGCCAGCUUCCGAUGCCACCAGCUACAAUCGAUGCCCUUGACAAGGCCUCCGUCAUGAGGCUUCUAUUGAGUACAUUAAAAGUUAAAACAAUCAUGGAGAAGAGGCCAAAAUUAGAGAGACCAGAUGAAAACUCUUUGGAUGCCCAAAUGGACGCCUUAUACCCAAAAGCCCUAGAUGGUUUCCUGCUUGUUCUCUCUAAAGAAGGAGAUUUUAUUUUUACUUCGGAAUCAGUGUCCAAAUUUCUAGGGCUGCAACAGAUCGAUCUGAUGGGGCAGAGUAUUUACGAGUUUGCGCACCCAUGUGACCAUGAAGAGAUUCAGGAUGUGCUGGCACCACAUGGCAAGGGGGAUGAACGUUCCGCUGCACGGACCAUAUUCAUUCGUCUGAAGUGUACACUGACAAGUAAAGGCAGAAGUGUGAAUCUGAAGUCUGCCGUAUACAAGGUAUUUUAAAAACUGACAGGGAAGUAAAUUAACCUGAUGAACACUGAGGUCACUGAGGAUAAUGAUACGGAUGUUGUGAAUGAAAUGGAAGAGGAGGAGGAGGACUAUGACAGUGAAUGAUUUUUUCUGAUAGGGGGGAGGCCAAUACAGCCAUACCAGCCAGGGCCACUCCCUCAUUUCCCUUGCCUAAUCGCGAGAGGCCAUCCCAUCAUCCAUUUCCACAUUGAAAAAGUGCCACUGGAUAAAAGAACGUUCAUCUCACGCCAUAGCAUGAACAUGAAGUUCACAGAUUGUGACGAAAGGAUAAAGCGUUUGAUUGGUUACCAGAACGAAGAGAUGGUCGGCCAAUCAUUUUACGCCUUCCCGCAUGCUAUUGACAGUAAAAUGAUGGAGAAGGCAUUUAAGGAUUUAUUUUCGAAGGGACAAACAGCUACUGGACAAUACAGAUUUUUAGCUAAAAAUGGGGGCUAUGUUUGGAUGGUUACCGAGGCAACAGUUAUUUUUAACAACCGCUCCCAGAAGCCAGAAUGUGUUGUUUGUGUCCAUUAUGUUCUCAGUCAUGUUGAGCAACAUGGUCGUGUUCUUUCAGACGUACAGAUGACGUCUUCUGCUACAGUCAAAGAAGAACAAGUAUCUCCUCCACCUUGCGAUGUUCUUAAAGCAACGACCACAUCGCCAAGAGUUAAUAAAACAUCUAGACCAAGACGCCGGGAUGUGAAACUGGAGGACAUCUUUCACGUACCAACUUUCAGUACUGAAUCAGUUUUUGGCGAAAAAACAGACGAUAUGGAACAAGAAUAUUAUUUCCCAAAAGGUGUAAAAAAAACUCUGGAUGGUUCUGACAGGCCUAAUCUCUCGCACCUGGCUCCACGUGACAGUGACGUAUGCAUACCACUUACCAUACCUUUAUUUGAAGAUGUGAAAAAAGUGGAAGACUUCAGUCAGAUAAGCCUGUAUGAUGAUGUUCCGAGGAAAAAAGACAGAUUUGUGUCAAGAUUUGAGGACCAAGUGGGAAAUCCUCGCCUUGUCAGCCCAGCUAGAUCCACACCUGAUGGAACAUUGAGCCCUGCAGAGAGCCCAGCCAAUUACUUAACAACAAUCAAUCCACAAGAUAUCAGCGCCAUGGAUGAACUCUUUACAACACUUGACCCCAGCAUGGAGAAUGGCCAGGAGAUAGACUUUACUCUGAGAGCACCAUUUAUCCCAAUGACUUCUGAUGAAGACUACAUAUUAAGUCAGCCUUCAACUGACAGCCUUCUCAAUAUGGGAGCUGACUUUAACCCAGGAAUCUUCGGCUGUACAGAGAGCGUUUUCCAUGAGAGAGAUGAACGAUAUGACGGACCAACUACAGAGAAGAAAUCAAAGACAGCUUAUGAUGUGAUUGGAGAUAAUUUAGUAAAGAAGAGUUUAGAGGGGCCACGUGAUCAAAUGAUGAUGAAGAUGAAGCGGAGAUUGGAUCGUAGUAACCUGGAGAAAGGUCCGCCUGUGAAAAUGACAAAGUAUCAGAUACCUGUCAGUAUUGGGAACAGCCUACAUGUAGGAGUUCCUCAAGAUAACAGUGUACUGAUGAACCUCCUGUUGAAAGGAGAGGAUGUUGCUCAUGGUUACAGUGUCCGUAAAAAGGAUAAUAUCAUAUCAAGGAAAAGGCCAGACACAACGGGGUUUCUUCAGAACCUUCUCACAUCAGUGUCUAGCCAUGAUGUGGAUGUGAAUGCUCCACCCAACAGUAGCCGCCUUCUUCAGGGCCAAGACAUCAUGAAUGCUCUAAACAUGAACAAAAAAUAAUAACUGUGACAGGAAGUGAUGGCAUUCAGACAGGAAGUGACAUCGUUUAGACAGGAAGUAGAGUAGAAGUGAUUUAUUUGUACAUAAGAAUGUUGUAUUGCUGUUGACGUUGACACUGUGAAACUUAAACAAAAGAAAAAAUGAAUAUGCCUUAUCUAAUGAGUCUCAUGUAAAGUUAGGAGAACUUUAAUUCAUCUAGGGAUAUUGCCAUGACAUGCGUAUUAUAUAGUGCAGGGAACUUCAUGCUAACAUCAGGGUCAUAUUGGUGCAAAAUUUCAUGAAAACUCAAAAUAGUUAAAGCUGUACACAAGAGCUACAAGAAUUUUUUGUUUAAGAAUACUUGAAUUAAAAAAAAAAGAAGAAAAUCUUGAUGUGAAAUGACAUUUUUAUUAUCUGUUGAAGAAAUCUUAUAAAGUAUAAAUAUUUAAUUUUUACACAGUGAUAUAUUUGUAUAUUAAUUUUUUUUUCUAUAUAGAAAGAGAUAUUUUUUUUCUUAAAAGUUUAGGUUAAAUGAAAGUUUUGCAUCAAAAUGUCCUCCCAAUAUAUCCUGCAAGUUGUUUAUUGUUCAUGAUAUUGUUAAAGUUGUUUUUUUUGUAAGUUAAGUAUUUUGAUGUAUGUUUUAAAACUAUGUGAUAACAUUUUUUGCAAUAGUCAGUAAAGUGUGUUUUAUUAUAUUUUUUUUUACAUAUUUUGCAAAUUCAUUUGAGAAAGUUCCAAGGUUUGGAAAAUAGCUUUAAUAAGCAUGUUCACUGUUAAUGUAUUCAUACUUUUUGAAUUUUGGUAAUCUAAAUGAAACACCUUUAAAGAUUAAAAACUUAAUGUCAUACGAUUGAAAAUAUUUUUGUAGAUACUUUUUGUUAUGAGAUUUUAUAUUUAAAACUUUCAUAUAGAAAAGAAGAGAAAAAAUAGAUGUUGAUGUGUUUUGAAGAAUUAAAACUUAAAAAAAAAAAUGUUGAUAAUCCGUUUGUUUACGGAAGAUACAAGGCAACUUGUCAUGAUUUUAUAUGUCUUACCAACAAAUUUACAAUUAGAAAUUUCGUCUGUGUCUACUGAGUGGACUUUAUUUUUAAGACUUACAUACAUAAAAGUUUAACUGUUAUUUGAAUCAUUAACAGUUAUUUUCUUUUAAGCAAUUACAAUAAAAAACUUCAUAGUCUAUUGAUUCAUUAAGCCUGUAAGACCAAUUGUUUGAUUUACUAGAUUUUAGCUAACUGAUUUUACUUUAUUGUUUUUUUUUAUAUGCUUUUAUCACCAGCCAAAGAAGGAAAGGGUUAUUUCUCUCACUUUAACUAGUAAUUUGCCAGCAUAAUGUACAUUCUUAGGGGUUUUCAUCUCAUUUUCAAAAACCCAUUUUAUCACAAUAUGCAUUAUGUUUUCUAAUUUACUUAGAAUAGUAACAACUUCAUAUAAUAUAGUUAAGAAUUAUAAGACAAUGUAUAUAAGUUUUCUGCAUUAACCUUUUGGUCUGCACUGUCUGCUAUUCAGUCAGUACAUAUUUUGAAAUUUUCGCUAAAAAUGAUAAAUGGUUUUGUCCAGAUUGAAAGAUGGGUGAUUCCAUUUGAGAUAAUAAGGAGGGUAAAUGUUAAUGAAUGUUUCUCAGAUGUUCUUUGACUGUUACAGUUCAGUAAAAAAUGUUACAAAUUCAGAAGUAAAGUGAUAAAUUGUAGAAAAACUACAACUGUACUAUGUUGAAAUUUUAUUUUACUGCAUUGUAACUUUAUUUUAUAAAUUUUCAAUAUUUGCUGUGUAUAAUUUUUUCUCAUUACAAGUAGUCUUACAUUAUAGACUCGUCUCAGCUUUAUACUCAAACAAAAAAUGUAUAAAUUAAAAAAAAAAAAAAAAAAAGAAGAAAAUUUUAAAAAAAAAAAAAAAAAAAAAAAAUUAAAAAAAAAAGAAAAAAAUUAUAUAAAAAAAAUUGUUAAAAAAAAGAGUAAAUUGACCAGAAAUUGCAUACAUGUGAAAAUAAAUUGUAUGGUAUUAAGGAGACAAUGUAAUAUUUCACAUAUUCAUUCUGUAAGCAUACACAUAUUUUAGCCACAUACAUGUAUAUCUUCACGCUGAGAUCAGAUGUAUGUAUAUAUAUAUGUCAUAUGUAUGCAAAAAAAAAAAUAUUUAGAUACAGGUAGAUUACAAGUUAGAUUUAUUGCACACAAGUUUUGUUGUACUGGAGAUCUUAUACUAUUGCACAUAUAUGUAGUGUGUAUUUUGUUUGCUCUUCAAUAUUUUGAUUUGUAUUUUCAAAUUUUUAUGUCAUUACUCCCUGCAAUAUUUUCAUGUAUCAUGAUUUUGUUGUGUUUGUUUUAUUUUUCAUUUGUACAAAUUUCAUAUCAACAUCAAGCCUAUGAGUGGACAAAGGAAGCAACUUUUUUUUUGUUUUAUUCUUUUUUCUUGUACAGCCUAUUGGAUAUGCUCUAAAAUAAUUUGAGGGAAUUAAUUAUUGUUUUCUGGAAUAAAUUUACAGGUAUUUGCUUAAGAGAUAGAGAUCUGCACUGAAUUGAACAGUGAAAGAAUGAAAUAAUAUGGAGCUUCAAUUAACUGUGUUAAAGUCAUUGUAGUUUCAUUUGCAAAAGCAUGUGGAACUGUUUUAUACUUACACUUUUGAUUUCUUGUAAGAAACCUAACUAGAUAGUUUAGGGAAAUAAUGGUGGUUCAGCUUGCUUGCCGGCUAAUGCCUGAAAUAAUGAAAGAAUUAGCACCUGAGAUCUUCCUCCAAAAUAACUGGAUGUGCCAUUUCACUUGUUGGUAAUAUUAAAUAUCCAACAAAUGUAAAUUUACUGUUUAUCCCUACCAUAAUUAAAAACAUACCUUUCCUACUUCAAAUUCAGAAAAGUUAAUUAGUGGUUUAUGGAAUAUCAAUCAAAGUAUAUGUAAUUUGUAUAUGUAAUUUAAAUGAGCAGUCACCAGUAUUAAAGCUUGACCUUUGACCUCACAAUUGUGGCAAAGGCAAGUCACUGUGGCUGUAAGCAUUGAUAUAAGAAAAAAUCAAAUCAAAAUGCACAAGGUAGAUCUGCAUUUAAAUGAUGUAGAUCUAACUCUGAUUCUAUUUUGAUUAAUUAUUUUCAAAUGUUUCUGUAUUGUAUUUGUAUUAUUUGCUAUUAAAUUAUUUUCAUCAAUUCUGUACUGGUAACCGUGGUUUCAAGACUAAAGAAACGUCUUGAAAAACAUUUCUUUUGUCAAGAUUUUUCUGUCAAGAUUGACAGAGAAGUCACUGGACUUGUAUAUUGUUUGAUACAAAUGUACACUGUCACAAAAUAAGUAUAGUUGAAGUUACAUUUAUUUGUAGAAAGACCUUACAUUUAAAAAGUUCCCAGAUCUUCAUUUUUUUUGGAACAAUCAUAGUAUUUAAAGGCAUUGCUUUUCUAGGAUACCAAGGACUUGAUAUUUUCUGUUUUUCAAUAUUAUUAUUAUUAAACUAUCUGAAUUAUGAUUUCUCAGAAAGUAGGAAACAUGUGGUUAUGUUUCUUAAUUGCAAGUAUAUUUUUUGCAGGUAAACUGUUUUAUUUUUGUUGCCAUAGAUACUUUGUGAACAUCCAUUUAUUAAAUUUAUAAAUUGAAGUAAAAUAAUUUUCAAUAGUUGUAUGUAUGUUUAAAAGUUGAAAAUUUAAAUUUAAACCUGAGGUAUAUAGAUAAAGACUGUAAGUCAGUCACAAGGAUUAGACUUGGUGUUUUUAAGGUAUUAAUUUUUUUUAACAAUAACAUACAUUGUUUUAUACAAAAUAAUUAUUGAUUAGUGUUUUCAAAGAGCAUGAAGUUGCUGGUUUGUUGUUGUCCUUCCAUUACACCGGACACUUAAGGAAUGGACGUGCUCUGCUUUGAAUUUGGAUCAGUCCACUUGAAGUUUAAGGGUAUUUCAAAAUCAAAAUUUGAUCUACUAACAGAGUAGAGUCUGGUCAGACAGGUAUGGCUCUAUACUGGAGGAAAAGGUUCAUCACUUUUCUGGUAAAGCGGGAUGAAAGCUAACAUUUCCCAUAGCCCUUCAAUUAUUGACAAAUUUAUUUAAUAUUUGGUGUGUUGAUAUCUUUCUUUGACCUCUCCCCUUGUAAUUUGGUGAUGAUCAAAGUUGGGUGAAGUUCAAGGUCACAUUUGAGUGAAGGUUAUUGUUGGAUGGAGGUUAAGGUCACAGUUUGGUGAAGGUCAAGGUCAUGGAGGGUAAAGAUAGAUUUUCUUUUUAUUCCUCAUAGUAAAACCAUGUCUUUAGCUUUGUGAAUAUAGCAUCAGGGAGGUUCUAUUUUUAUCACAAAUAUUCUUGUUCCUCAUAUACAUUUGAUAUUUUUCAAUAUACGCUAAACAUAUUUUACUUAAGGUUUAUAUGAGAUCUAAGUAAAAAUAAUUGAUAAUUGAGGAUAUGAAUUUGAUGCUUAAUACAUCUUUAAUAUGUUAGUAUUUGUUACAUUAAUAAUUUUGUAAACAUUCGCGAUGAUCUCUUUAUCUGUAUACAUAUACAGUCGGUUUAUUUGUUGUUUCAGGAAACAGAGAUUUCCAGGAAAGUCACGUACACAACAGUAAAAAACAUCUUGUUUUGUUAUUUAAUACUUUAUGAAGUACAUGUAUGUACAGUUGUACGAAUAAAUAUAUCAUUUAGAUUUUCAUGUAUGUACCUACUAUGAGUUAUAAGACAGGAUUGGUUCUGUUUGUUAAAUGAAAUGUUGUUGGAGGAAAUGAUGAUAAUUUGUACGGUCGUUCAAUAACGUACAUGUAAUCAUAUCUGUAAAUGAAAUUAGCAAGAUUGCCUCGCAGUUGGUCUUUUCUGAAAAUUUGGUCGAAGUCUUUGUUACAUGUAGAAUCAAAGAAUAUCAAAAUAUAAGUACUUUAAAAGUCAAUAGUUUAUCUGUAGAAAGAAACAAGAAAAAACAUAUUAAAGUAUCAUUGAUUGAAUAUUUUUUUAAAUCAUCGAGUAUUUAUAAAAUCAGGCUUAGUACUGGUCAGCAGUGAAUUCUGGUUUUAUUUGGAGUUUUGUUUCUUGUCUCCGACUCACAAAAAAAACUAAUAAUUGGAAGGAUUUUUUUCAGUUUUGUUUCAUUUUUUUUACAAAUGCAAUUUUAUAUUCAUUGAUAAGAAAAUUUUGAAAAAGCAGAAGUCCCCAAAAAAGUUGAAGAAAAAAAUAGGGGGCAUGAAACAGAACUAAAUCUCUUUUGGGCAUCUCUAUAUAUUUUUUUUGUGCUGAAAUUGAAGUGAGACUGUACUAAAUAUACAUGUAUUUUUUAUUGUUGAAUUUUCAGUGAUUGUAUCACCUGUACUAUGAAAAUAUGGUAUUGUGUCUUGGAAAAAAAAAGAAGUAAAAAAGAAAGAA